Messenger RNA from Nicotiana attenuata, 1477 nucleotides. Its product is annotated as endonuclease 4-like. The transcript has 10 exons. The record is from RefSeq and is a predicted model, not a curated record. Gene Ontology annotation, molecular function: endonuclease activity; nucleic acid binding. Lineage: Eukaryota; Viridiplantae; Streptophyta; Magnoliopsida; Solanales; Solanaceae. The coding region runs from base 216 to 1106 and encodes 296 amino acids. Gene Ontology annotation, biological process: DNA catabolic process.
UUAACUUUCUAUUAUUUAAAUAGAAGUUUGAAACUACCGCGUUUCUUAACUCAAUUACUCAACUAAUUUGAUUCUGAAUAUAGUACAUCACUUAGUUCAACCACUCAGUUCAAUACCAUUCCUAGGGUUUAUUCCACCUUAACAUCGUGUCAUUCUUGAUCUUGAAGCUCCAAAAACACUCCUAUGCAACUGCUUGUGUAAUUUAAUUGGAGGAGAUGGGCGGUUUUGAGCUAAUAUGGUUUGUAAGAGUAACUGUUAUACUAAUGAUGGUUCCAAAGAUUCUUGGUUGGGGAAAAGAAGGACACUAUGUUAUCUGCAAAAUUGCUGAGGAAUAUCUAACAGAAGAUGCUUUGGCUGCAGUCAAAGAGUUACUCCCAGAUCAAGCUGAAGGUGAUCUUGCAGCUGUCUGCUCCUGGGCUGAUGAGGUUAAGCACCACUACCCGUACUACCGCUGGAGUUCUCCAUUACAUUAUGUUGAUACACCUGAUUUCUUGUGCAAUUACAAAUAUUGCCGAGACUGCCAUGACGGGCAUGGACACAAGGACAGGUGCGUUACAGGAGCAAUAUACAACUACUCAAUGCAACUUUCACAGGGAUACUAUGAUUUGAAUUCAGAAAAAUACAACUUGACUGAAGCGCUUAUGUUCUUGUCUCAUUUUGUUGGUGAUGUACAUCAGCCUCUACAUGUUGGUUUCACUGGAGAUGUUGGUGGAAACACUAUAGUAGUCCGUUGGUACAGGAGGAAGACUAAUUUGCAUCAUGUAUGGGAUACCAUGAUUAUUGAAUCCGCAUUGAAGACAUACUACAAAUCUGACCUCACGUUAAUGAUACAAGCUCUUCUGAGAAACAUCACUGAUGAAUGGUCCGAUGAUGUUCCAUCUUGGGAAAAUUGCAAGAAGAUGGUCUGUCCUGACCCGUAUGCUUCUGAAAGUGUCCGUUUGGCCUGCAAAUUUGCCUACAGAAAUGCAACUCCGGGAAGCACUUUGGGAGACGAUUACUUCCUUUCUCGGCUUCCUGUAGUGGAGAAGAGGUUAGCGCAAAGUGGGAUCCGCUUGGCCGAAGUUCUAAACCGAAUUUUCAGUAAGCAACCACUUGCUGCACAAUGAAGAUUACAGGGAAGUAAUGAAGAUAAACUGCAGAAGAAAGUCAAAAGUAGGGGACCACGCAAUGCAACUUCCUUCAUAACUUGGAGUUUCCCUCACGUCAAGAAAUGAAGCCUACCUAAAAUGCCUUAUAAGUCAACCAUUACUUAAAAAAGUGUAAUAAAAUGUACCUUUAAAUGUACAACUAGUCACCACAUGUGAUAGAUGCUGCAGGCAACAUUAGAAUAUGCUCUAUGUUGCUUUUAUGAAUAAUCUACUUCUAUUUACUUAAGAUAGGAGGAACAUUUAGCUUGUACACAAUAACAACUAUAUUGAACAUUUUGUAUAUAUAGAACAAGCUCAUCUUAGUGGGACAUUUCUGUUUCUUGCUACCA